AUGUUCCAGCCCCUGCAUCCUACUGCGUCUCUGCAUCGCGACUGCAUCUCCUUAUUAUGGCUUAUGCUGCCCGAUACUGACCAGCCUGCACGAGCCAGGACCUUGGCCUCCCACGUCUCUCAGGGGAACGAUCUGGAAACAAUAACACUCCUAAAUCAUCCUUACAGUUGGAGUUGGACAUUGGACACUGGACACUGGAUGCUGGAUACUCCCAUUAUCAUUUGUGGCUCGCUCAGGUGCACAGACGAAUCCUGA
Molecule: messenger RNA, 255 nt
Organism: Aspergillus ochraceoroseus IBT 24754
Lineage: Eukaryota; Fungi; Ascomycota; Eurotiomycetes; Eurotiales; Aspergillaceae
Exons: 2
Coding region: 1-255 (84 amino acids)
Source: RefSeq, a predicted model, not a curated record